Molecule: messenger RNA, 342 nt
Organism: Mesorhabditis spiculigera
Lineage: Eukaryota; Metazoa; Nematoda; Chromadorea; Rhabditida; Rhabditidae
Source: the annotation of a GenBank genome assembly
AUGUGUCGGGAAAGAGCUGAUGCCGUGCUGACGAUCGACACAUUUCUUCGAUCAAUUCAAGAUGUCGACAAGAGGAUACGAGAUAUCAAUAAACAGGUCGACAAACUACAACGAUUUUGCGAUCAAACCGAGCAGGCGAUUACCCACUUGGAUGGAUUGUGCAUGGUGGCGACGGCUGAAUCCGAGGUGGAGCUCAUCCAGGAUCGAGCCCGAGUCAUCUCCAGCUUGGCCCCUCCUACCACACCGCCACCCAGCGUCUUUCCAUCCCCAGCCGUCCAAGCCUCGGAUACGGUACGCGCGCAGCAAGAAGAGGUGAUGCUCGAGGAAUUUCUCUCAAAACCG